Molecule: messenger RNA, 1284 nt
Organism: Strigops habroptila (Kakapo)
Lineage: Eukaryota; Metazoa; Chordata; Aves; Psittaciformes; Psittacidae
Product: fibulin-7-like
Exons: 8
Coding region: 1-1284 (427 amino acids)
Molecular function (GO): calcium ion binding
Source: RefSeq, a predicted model, not a curated record
AUGCUCCUUGUCCUGCUGCCAGCCUGGCUGGCCAUACGCAUCCUGCAGCUGCCCCUCAGCAGUACCCAGGAGUGCCUGAGCCAGCAGCAGGCGCUCAGUGUGGUGUGGCAAAUGCAGAGGCUGCUGGCGGCACAGGAGGCUGCCCAACUGCACGGCACGCGUGGCCUCCGGCAGCAGCUCCUUGUCCUCCAGAGCCGUCUCCAGAGACCGGCCACCGAACGCAAUGAGACCUGUCCGCAGCCAGUGGUGCCCCUGAACGGACGGGUGCUGAGCCGGAGUGUGCAGGUGGGCCACGAUGUUCACUUUGUCUGUGAUGCUGGUUUCCGGUUGGUGGGCUCCAAGACACGCACAUGCCGGCAGGACUGCACGUGGAGUGGCACCCAGCCUUCCUGCAGAGGUAUUGAUGACUGCUCCAGCAACCCGUGUGCCAACAGCGGGACCUGUGUGGAUGGCAACCAGAGCUACAUGUGCCUCUGCCCCCGGGGCUGGUCAGGCCUCAGCUGUCAGAGCCCCAUCUACUCCUACUGGGUGACACUGAGCAAUGCCUCCUUCAGCCGCCAGCCCCGCUGUGCCGAGGGCCGCCCGAGCUCCCAGCGCUGCAGCUGUGACCCUGGCUUCCAGAUGCGAGACAACGGCGUGUGCCGUGACGUGGAUGAGUGCCAGCUCUUCCAGUCCAUUCCCCAGACCCGGCUUUGCCUCCACGAGUGCCUCAACCUGUCCGGCUCCUACCGCUGCCUCUGCCCACCCGGUUACCUCCUCCAUGCCAACCGCAAUGCCUGCGAGGGUGUGAAUGAGUGCACUGGGAAGCAGCACAACUGCACCCAGGGCAACGUCUGCAUCAACACCUUCGGGGGCCACCGCUGCGUGCGCUCCAAGUGCCCCCCGCCACGCCACAACACCAGCUACGCCAAGACCUCUGCUUUCCAGUGCGAGAGGAACCCGUGCCCCACGGAGAGCCGAGCCUGCCGCCUGGCCCCCAGCUCCAUCUCCUUCCACUACCUGCCGCUCCGGGCCAACCACACUGUGCCCCACAUGCUCUUCAAGAUGUCCACCACCCACUUCGUGGGUGACAGCCUGUGCUUUGCCAUCAUGGGUGGCCAGGGCCAGGGUGUCUUUGUUGUGUGGCGCUCCGGCCGGCAGGCAGGAGAGCUGGUGCUCACCAGCCCUGUGGUGGGACCAGCCACGCUGGAGGUGGAGCUGGAGAUGAGCGAGUUCUCCGGCAAGGUCCUCCUGGGCAAGCAUGUCUUCAAGGUCACAGCCUUUGUGUCCCCAUAUGAGUUUUGA